Molecule: messenger RNA, 936 nt
Organism: Fonsecaea multimorphosa CBS 102226
Lineage: Eukaryota; Fungi; Ascomycota; Eurotiomycetes; Chaetothyriales; Herpotrichiellaceae
Exons: 1
Coding region: 1-936 (311 amino acids)
Source: RefSeq, a predicted model, not a curated record
AUGUCCAAGAAUGGGCAUCCGACGGUUUACCUGUUUGUUAACAAAGACAGAGCUUCUGUGUCUCUGUCUAGAUGUCACGGCAAAGACGCGUCGGCUAUCCUAAGCCAUGUCCAGUCAUGCCGCAACCAGAAGAACAAGCAAUUGCACAUGUUCCGGGUCGAAGACACCACCGAGCUAGGCUCAGCACCUCCGCCCUCUCGAAAGCAACACAUCAGUCACAAGCACCGUUCGCCGAGGUCGACCCCGCCACUGCGAAGUGCGACACCAUCAACCCCCAAGGCCCGCGCAUUGGCCACGCCCGAGCGUGUAAUUGAGUCAGUAUGCUCCCCUCCUCGGACCGACUCUCCGUCGAAGUCUCCAGAAAUUGAGGAGUUGCUACACUAUUUCAACUCUCUGUGCUUUACGCAUGAGGCACAUCCUCAGGGCCAGUCGCAAAGCCAAGAUCUCUUCCGUCUGCUGGUUUCUUCCGAGGAUUUUUCAAGCUUCUCGAAACGAGUGGUCGGAGGGAUCCACGGAUAUGCCAUGCUUGCGUGCACAGCCGCGAGAAUGGGCGCCGACAUACCGAGUCGACGCGAGGAGUUCGAGAUAUUGGCAACCAAGUAUAUGCAACCGUCCCUCCAGCGGCUACGGGAGCAGCUCGCCGAUCCAGCCACGAGAACGUUAACAGAUCGACAAAUUCUGCAGGAAAUGGUCCUCCACUGUGUGACGAAUUGGUACCUUCAGGAUUUUACGGCUGCUCAAACGCACCUAAAGGCCAUCAACUGUUUUAUUGGUUGUCUCGAUGUUUCCAACGGUCCCGACCGCAAGUUGCUGAACCUCAUCAACCGAUGCGGUCUCUUUAUUGCCAACAGCAUACGGGCCGAGCAGACCUCACGUCCCAGCUUGUGCCCGAGAACAGAAUCCUUUGCUGCGCGUGGCUUGCGCCGGGUUGUCUAA